AUGCCGGCUGCUACCUCGACCUCCCGCGCCAACGGUCGCUCAAAUAGCUUUGGCAACGCCAAGUUGCUUGUUGUACUCAAGCUGUCUUCUAGUCUUUUGAAGAAAUUUGCACCUGUCCCAGAGAGCAAGGACAAGAGACGGAAGAGCAGCGGCGGUGCCGCCAGCAACAAGAGGGGCGAGUCGCAUGCCGACUCCCCUACCAAAAAGGAAGAAGCGCCUUCAUCUCCGGCGUCAUCCGCCAUUGAGCCACCUCCCGCCUCCUCGGUGGACAAUGCCUCCGACGCCGCUUCAACACCCGUACCCGGCACCUCUGCGGAUGCUAAUCGAAAGAGCCUUUCUGGCCCCAAGACUGGUGCUAAAAGGGGGCUCAACGCAACUUCAGACAACUCUCUCAAGCCGAGAGGGAAACCCGGCCCUAAGAAGAGACCUAGGCUUGAGGAUGGUACUACGGAAAACGUGAGACUGAGCACUCACCGGCUGGGUCCUAAAGCCAACACUGGAGCGAUUAAUGCCGGCCUUCGCGCUCUUGACCGAAGCGGAACCCCAUGUCGCAAGUGGGAACGCAAGCCUUUGCAGUUAAAAAGCUUCACUGGUGUACAAUGGGCGCUUCCAUCCUGGCGGGCCCCUCGCACACAGAAGCAGGAAGCAAACGGAGAGACGAAGGAAGGUGUCCUUGAAACUGGAGACAGCGACAGCAGGGCCAACCAAAGUGCAAGCGGUGUCCCCAGUGAAAAGAGCAACUCUGGUGAUGGCGAUCUCACACCUGCUCAUCCCAGUAUGGUCGGGCCAUCCUCUCCUGCUGUCGCCAUGGCUGCAUAG
Molecule: messenger RNA, 819 nt
Organism: Aspergillus mulundensis
Lineage: Eukaryota; Fungi; Ascomycota; Eurotiomycetes; Eurotiales; Aspergillaceae
Exons: 2
Coding region: 1-819 (272 amino acids)
Biological process (GO): chromatin remodeling
Cellular component (GO): Ino80 complex
Source: RefSeq, a predicted model, not a curated record